This is a messenger RNA of Sardina pilchardus (European sardine), 4471 nucleotides long. RefSeq names its product nuclear receptor subfamily 2, group F, member 6b (gene nr2f6b). Lineage: Eukaryota; Metazoa; Chordata; Actinopteri; Clupeiformes; Clupeidae. Bases 2188 to 3432 code for a protein of 414 amino acids. Gene Ontology annotation, molecular function: nuclear receptor activity; RNA polymerase II cis-regulatory region sequence-specific DNA binding; zinc ion binding. The transcript is spliced from 4 exons. The record is from RefSeq and is a predicted model, not a curated record. Gene Ontology annotation, biological process: cell differentiation; negative regulation of transcription by RNA polymerase II; anatomical structure development.
ACACACACACACACACACACACACACACAGAGAGAGAGAGAGAGAGAAAGAGAGAGAAGGUUUCCUUACCAGAAGCUGUGAAUCUGCCUUGUGAGCAGGGUCUCCUUUCUUGCACUCACUGACACGAAGGACAGAGAGAGAGAGGGAGAGAAAGAGAGAGAGAGAAGAAAGGAGGGAACCAGAGAAAGAGGCAAAAAAAAAAGACAGAGACAGAAAGAGUCGCCACCAACCAUUUUCAGCUCAGGACUAUUUCCCAGGGAGUGCGGAGGAGCCCUGAGACUGGAGCCGUUACUGCCAGAUGGGCAAGCGCUGACAAAACCCAGCAGGCAGAGCAAAAGAGCAGGAGAGAGAGAGCGAGAGAGAGAGAGAGAGAGACAGAGAGAGAGAGAGAGAACGAGAAGGAGACGACUAAGCUGAUCUGAGCUGAGAGAGCUCACAUUCCCCGACGGCUCAGGGCGGCUGGCUGGCUGACUGACUGACUGACUGACUAGCUGGCUGGCUGACUAGCUGGCUGGCUGGCAUCCCUCCCCUGCGUCUGCUCCUGAUUCCCCCAGAUCUGCUCCACUCUACCCUGAGAGCCCCACAGGCAUUGCUGCUGGACCCGGAGACAGCAGGACCCCGGGCACGUUUUGACAACAAACGCGGGAGAUUGUGUGCGUGUGUAUGUGUGACUGCAUGCAGUCUGUGUAAGUGUGUGUGUGUGUGUGUUUAUGUGGGUGUGUGUGUGAAAGGGCAACAGAGAAAGAGAGAGAGAGGGAGAAGGAGAGAGAGAAAGAGAGAGAGCGAGAGGAGGGGGACUUCCUUGAACUUUGAUCCUUUAAAGGGAGCCAAAGGGAGAGCGACGGCACAGGGAGAACUCUGUUUAUCAUUAUCCCGGGCAGGCGAGCAUUCCUUUCCCUGAGUAACCCACACAGAAACAGGCUGGAGCUGGAUAUCGCCACCGACGGCUCGUCUUCUGCUCGGCUUCGGGCCGUAAUCUAGAAACCCCCUCUGAGGCGGGGGACACACAUUUUUUUCACCGCAGGAUUCCAGCAUGUCCACCAUGUCCAGUACUACUUUCUGGCUCAAGAGGAGCGCUGGCCAAGGAGCGAGACCCUGAGGAUAAAACAACAGGCUGCUGAUAGGAACGGACACUCUUGUUGUUUUUGUUUCCUGAAUUGCCAGCCAACUGACAAAUCCAAACUGGUUGGACCUUUGGUGGUUUACCUCAAAACCUGCUGUGAUUCUUUCUGGGGGUGAAGCACGCUCUGGGACACGGCGCUGUCAGUUUGAUUGAAAACACACCGCUGUGAGGGAAAACAAAACAGGUUGGACUAGUUGCUGGAGUAGUUGGAACUGAGGGCAGGGCAGCGUGUAUUUGCAGGUAAAAGCUCACUCUCUUGCCUUCUUCUUUUCUCUUGCUGAGCCAUAACUAGGAGCAGUGGAGGAACCAAGCGCUCUCUGGUAUUUCUCUCCAGCUUGAGAGAGGCUCCGUGUGUGUAUGUGUGGGGCUUUUUUUCUUGCCCCCUCUCACUACCGUGUGGUGCAUCAGAGGAGGGGAGGGUAGAGUGAGUCUUUUUUUCCCCCUCCAGUGAGUGAGUAUGAGCAUCCGAGUGUAAUUUAUUGUUUCCUGUGAAAAAAGAGGGCAGACGGCACUUUUUUUUGCCCCCUCUUUCUCCUCCUUCUCCCUUUUUCCUGAACUCUGAAACAGACCUCUGAAGUCGAGCGAGGGGGUUACUACCACGCUGAAUGGACUGCAGGGGAGAAAAGGCGAAAGGGACGGAGAAAAAAGGGGGAACAGAAGGAGGAGUGCGACAGCAAAAAAAGGAGAGCCGUGGUGCAGCGGAACCGUGCUCUCCAGGGGAGCCGCGCAUCCAGGUCACCAGGUGGUGACGGGUAAAAAAAACAGGGAGAGAGAAAGAGAGAGAGAGAGAAAGAGAGGGAGGGAGAGAGGGAGGGCAAAGAGAGGUCGACUGGAGUUUAAUGCUGUCUUUCCUCACGUCACUGCACCUCAUCUUGGACUCACCAAACAACCACUGAGCCCUUUUUCUCGCUCUGACUCAGACUGUCGCUGAACCAAAGGAUUUGCUAACACCAAUUUUUUUUGUCGCGGCUGCACUUUCUGAGAUUUCUUUCUUUAUAUCUCAGGCCACACACACGCGCACACAUACACACACAUCUGGUGGUGUUGCUGACAAUCGAACAGCGAUGGCCAUGGUGAGUGGGGGAUGGGGGACACCCAACGGGGACACCAACGGACUGGGGGACAAGUACCUGCGGGGGGAAGAGGAGGACACCUCGCCCCAGGCUGUGGGCAGCGACGCGGAUGUGGGGGAGGACGACAAAUCUUGCGUGGUGGACUGUGUGGUGUGCGGGGACAAGUCCAGUGGGAAGCACUACGGUGUGUUCACCUGCGAGGGCUGCAAGAGCUUCUUUAAGAGGAGCAUCCGACGGAACCUCAACUACACCUGCAGAUCAAACCGAGAUUGCCAAAUAGACCAGCACCACCGGAACCAGUGCCAGUACUGCCGCCUGAAGAAGUGCUUCCGGGUUGGCAUGCGCAAAGAAGGUAGCAUCCGCACUUCUAACCAAGCUGUCCAACGUGGUCGCAUCCCUCCGUCCCAUGCCGGCAUCAGCCCCAACUCUCUUGUCGGCGGUCCAGGGGUGGGCGGCGGUGCCGGCGGUCCCGGCCUGGUCGGCGGCGAGUUCUUCAACGGCCAGCAGGUGUCCGAGCUCAUCUCGCAGCUGCUCCGCGCCGAGCCGUACCCGGCGAGCACGCGCUACGGCCCGCAGUACGGCCAGCAGCAGCAGCCCGGCGGCUCGGUCAUGGGCAUCGACAACAUCUGCGAGCUGGCCGCCCGGCUCCUCUUCAGCACCAUCGAGUGGACCCGCAACAUCCCCUACUUUCCCGAGCUGCCCGUGUCCGAGCAGGUGGCGCUGCUGCGGCUCAGCUGGAGCGAGCUGUUCAUCCUGAACGCGGCCCAGUCGGCGCUGCCGCUCCACAUGGCCCCGCUGCUGGCGGCCGCCGGCUUCCACUCCUCGCCCAUGUCCGCUGACCGCGUCGUCUCCUUCAUGGACCAGGUGCGCGUCUUCCAGGACCAGGUGGACAAGCUGACGCGGCUGCAGGUGGACUCGGCCGAGUACAGCUGCCUAAAGGCCAUCGCACUCUUCUCUCCAGAUGCCUGUGGCCUGUCUGACCCGGUCCACGUGGAGAGUCUGCAGGAGAAGGCCCAGGUGGCGCUGACCGAGUACGAGCGCAUGCAGUACCCGAGCCAGCCGCAGCGCUUCGGCCGCCUGCUGCUGCGCCUGCCCGCGCUCCGCGCCGUGCCCGCCUCGCUCAUCUCCCAGCUCUUCUUCAUGCGCCUGGUGGGGAAGACGCCCAUCGAGACGCUCAUCCGCGACAUGCAGCUGUCGGGCAGCUCCAUCAGCUGGCCCUACGCGCCGGGCCAGUAGGGCGUCGGUCGAUCAGCCCGCCCCGGCUGGCACACCUGUGUCCUGGCCCAUCCAAAGCGCCCCAGUGUGGUGACCCCAGAGCUCAGGCCUCUGGCACAUUUGGCAAAGUAGGCUACAUGCUGAUCUAGGGUCAUGUUUUGUUUAUUUGUUUGUCAGUUGUUUUUUUUGUCAGUUGGUUUGCUGGUCCAUGUGUGCAGCGAAAAGUAAGACUGACCUCAGAUCAGCAUUAUGAGUCCUUUGCGUAUAUACUGGGCCCAGGUCCACUGGGCACAUCCCAUGCUACCUCAACCAAAACUGGACUUCUUUCAGUUCCCACAGCCAAAGGGAGCAGCUUUUUGUUUUUUGACUGUAUGUUUUUGAUUAUCCGGAGAUUUCACAUGGCAUCUGUGCAGAUAAUGUAGACUGCACCGGGUAUUACAGUCCCACAGUGCCAUUGUAAGGUGUCAGUAACUCUCAGUGUAUAGGCAACUUUAACAGUGUAAAAGCGUUCUAUGUACAAGUCAUCCUGUUGUUCAUUACCUCAAAGUAUGAUUAAUUAUAUUACAGAUUCUAUGAAUGGAAAGUUGACAGGUACAAAUGUUGUCUAAAACCCUUAUAGUUGGAAGGAGAGAAACCUCCAUAUAUGAGGGAUGACCAAAAGGGAUUCAACUUUUUGCCAGACCUGCAGCAUCUUGAUUGUGAGAUUAAACUUUAAAGUAGUUUUAUUGGACUCUCUGUGGAUUUUAGGGAUGUUAGCCACUAAAAUCACACGGGGGAGAGAAGUCAGAUGCAUACUUUGUAAGAUAUUGCCAUGGACUGCAACAUUGUCAAAGUCGUUGACAUAACCAAUUGUCUUACUUGAAAAAUGGCACCGGCAUGUAAAUGAUGAAAAGAUGGUGAAAUGAAUGCAAAUCUUACACAAUCUCAGUAUUUUAACUGUGUCGUUAAUGUAAUUUUUUAUCAACAAAGUUCAGCCUGAAUGUUGCAGAAUUUCCUAUUGCCAACCAUGGAAAAUAUCAGAUAUUUUUGCAUACUACUACCAAUAAAAAUAUGAACCCAA